GUGCGAUGUUGUUAAACUCGGUCGUUUCAAAACCCAUCCAUCCAUCUCUUCCGAUACAUUCGGCCAUUGAACAAAAAGAGUGUUCUCAAUAGUCUCUCUGUAUCUUCUUCUUCCAAUUUCUCCGCCUGUGAACCCUAGCGCGCCACUGUUAGUUUGCUCUCUGUCUCUCCUUCCCGUGUUUUCAUCGCUGCACAAACAGUGUCUACUCGAAGCCACCACCAAGUAGAGGUUUUUAUGACGUUUCUCUUGCUGUUUGACAGAACAAGACUAGAGAAGCUUCUUUUUUUUUUUAUGGCGGAUAACGAGAUGCAGUCACUAGAUGAUGUCCUUAAGGAAGAACCUGAAAAGAAUCAAAACCCUAGUGAAACCCCCCAGCUCCUCCUUCCCGUGGAUGAAGAUGGUCAAGCCAAUGGUCAUGAGAAGAAGAAGAAUGAUGAUGACGAUGUUGGAGUUGUUCUCCGCUCUGAGAAGAAGACAGAUCCUAAGGUGCAGGCUUCGAGUCCCCAGACUGGAGAUGAAAAUGGCAAAAAGCGCCAGACUUGGUUGCUUAGUGAUUCUGAGGCUGAUGAAGCAGGGACGCUUGAAGAACAGCAGGCGUUUCUAAGUGAAUUGGCGGCCUUUCACAGAGAGAACUACCUGGAUUACAAACCUCUUAAAUUUUAUGGGCAGCCUUUAAACGCUCUCAAGCUAUGGCGAGCAGUCGUUAAACUAGGUGGCCAUGACGUGGUCACCACAUCUAAGCUAUGGCGGCAAGUUGGAGAAUCCUUCAAUCCUCCAAAGACGUGCACAACAAUCUCCUACACAUUCCGCAAUUUCUAUGAGAAGGCACUUUUGGAGUACGAAAAGAGUUUUACGAAAAACGGUGAGCUUGACCUUCCUGAUGCAACACACAAUCUAUCUUCAGGCUUCGACAAAGAGGUUAUUAGUCAUCAAGGUUCAGGAUCAGGCAGGGCUCGGAGAGAUUCUGCAGCUCGUGCUAUGCAAGGCUGGCAUACACAGCGCCUUGUCGGAUGUGGAGAGGAUAAGGGCUUAAGCUCAACCCCAAAGCAUAAGAAACUCAAAAGCGUUGGCUUCCAGAAACACAGAACACAAACUUGCAUGGACCUUGUUCUUUCCCAAGAAGCAGAAAAACAGUCGAGUGCUGAUGUUGUUGAUGAUGGACCCCUUGCUGACUGGGUGAAGAUAAGUGUCAAAGAAACUAAGGAUUCCUUUGAGAUAUAUGCUUUGGUACCUGGACUUCUUCGCAAAGAGAUUCAUAUUCAAUCAGAUCCGGCUGGACGACUGAUUAUAACAGGCGAGCCUGAGCAGCUUGACAAUCCUUGGGGCAUCACACCGUUCAAAAAGAUUGUUGGCUUAUCAGCAAGAAUCGACCCGCUUCGCACAUCUGCUGUCAUGAGCAUGCACGGUCGGUUGUUCGUACGAGUUCCGUUUGAGCAGUGACUGAUCUCUAGAGUGAACUCGUUGUUUGCUGUUAGUUUCUCCUAGGAAUUCAAUUGUAGAUCAGGACAAAACUGCUAGGCUGUUGAAGCGGUUUUAACUGUGGUUCUAGUCUGAAGACCGAAGUGAAAAGCAGACACUCAGAGAUCGUAUGUUGCUGUAAGGUUUUCUUACGUAGAUGUUGAGACUAGUUGGAGAAGCUUGCUCCUAUCUUAUAGUUUACAGCAUUUUUAGGAUGCAACUAACAAUGAUAUAUGUAUUAUGUAUCUGUCAAACAAUUGAGUGUUAAGCUUUUCUUAUUGAUUCUUUUUAUAGAUAUGAAUAGAUUUACCUA
This is a messenger RNA of Raphanus sativus (radish), 1771 nucleotides long. Its product is annotated as AT-rich interactive domain-containing protein 6. Gene Ontology annotation, molecular function: DNA binding. Gene Ontology annotation, biological process: regulation of transcription by RNA polymerase II. The record is from RefSeq and is a predicted model, not a curated record. NCBI's taxonomy places the organism in Eukaryota, Viridiplantae, Streptophyta, Magnoliopsida, Brassicales, Brassicaceae. The transcript has 14 exons. Bases 235 to 1440 code for a protein of 401 amino acids. Gene Ontology annotation, cellular component: nucleus.